AUGUUCAUGCCUCACUUGGUAUCCUCUACAGCUCUAUACCUCUCACCCCCCUCAGUGCUGAGCAAAUGCCUCAAAGCAUUUCCAGUAGGACCUUCACUAUUUCCACUUCCAUUUCUACUAGCAUCAUUCCUUUGUCUACAUCUUCAACUGUCCCUGAGCCCAGCUUUGACCCCGACUCUGACCCCAGUUCUAGAUCUGAGGCCAACUUCUCCCCCUCCUCCUUGCUUAUGUUUUCCUCACUUGCUCACUCCUCCACCUUCAUCCCCACCACCUCCUCCACUACUCACUGUUGGUAGGGCCACACUGAUUAUCAUGGUCAUUGUUCCAGUGUUGAUAUAUCAUUUGAAGAAGAGAGCUAGACAAUGGUCUUCAGAGGCACUUUCAGGUUCCCCUGAUGGGAGUUCUGAUCACAACAGGCUUAGGAUGACUCAGAGUGUAGUAGGCAAAAUCGGUGGGAACCAUGACUUAACUGCAGGUGAGACAGGUGCUGCAGCGCAAUGUGCUGUUCUCGUUCCAUUCUGA
Lentinula edodes (shiitake mushroom) is the source of this 522-nucleotide messenger RNA. RefSeq lists its product as uncharacterized. The record is from RefSeq and is a predicted model, not a curated record. NCBI's taxonomy places the organism in Eukaryota, Fungi, Basidiomycota, Agaricomycetes, Agaricales, Omphalotaceae. The transcript has a single exon. The coding region runs from base 1 to 522 and encodes 173 amino acids.